AUGGGAAGCAGAAAAAAACCAGCGAAGAAGAUAGAGCCGGAAGAGGUUGCUGCUGCAAUUGGUUCAACGUCUUCAAUCGCAGCAAUCAGUGACGACGAUGAAGAAGCAAACAAGGAUCUCAGCCUCGAGAUUAUCCAUAAAGCGCUUCUCAAUCGGGCAACAAAUCCCCAAAACGCCGCCGCAUUGAAUGAAUCGACAUUAAUGGCCCCUUUGAAGGCGCAUAGUGAGGAGAAUAAGCUUCGAAUAAAGAAGAGGAAAAAGAAGAAGCUUGAAUCUGAUAUUGAAACUGUAAAUACGGUUAAAGUUGAAGAAAAAGAAAAGCACGCUGUAGAGACAAUCAAUGCACCAGAGAAAGUGGAAACAAGUAUGGUUGAUUGGAGUGACAAUGAUGUUUUGAGAAACACCACUUCCACAUCACAUAAUGAGGAGAUUAAGACUGAGAAAAAGAAGAAGAAGAAGAAGAAAAGGCAUGAAUCUGAGAUUCAAACUGUAAAUGCUGUUAUGGUUGAAGAAGAAGAAAAGAAAGCUGUAGAGACAAUUGAAGACCUAGAGAAAGGGGAGCCCGGUGCAGAGACAAUCAAUACACCAGAGAAAGUGAAGCAUAUCGAAGUGGAAACAUGCAUGGUUGAUACUAGUGAGAGUGAUGUUUUGCGCAACACCACUUCCAAAUUACAUAGCGAGGAGAGUCAGACUCAAAAGAAGAAGAAGAAAAACCACGAAUCUGAGAUUCAAACUGUAAAUGAUGUUAUAGUUGAAGAAGAAAAGAAAGCUGUAGAGACAAUUGAAGACCUGCAGAAAGUGGAGCCCGUUGUAGCAGAACCAGAGGUGGUUGAUACGAGCAGCAACAUUGUUCUGCGUAAGCUACUUCGUGGUCCCAGGUAUUUUGAUCCUCCAUCAGAUAAUGUUUGGGGAAUAUGCUUUAACUGCGGCGAAGAAGGCCAUGCUACUUUCAACUGUACAGCUGCCAAGCGCAAGAAACCAUGCUUUAUAUGUGGUAGUUUGAGUCAUAAUGUCAAAAAAUGCACUAUGGCACGAUAUUGUUCUACCUGCAAGAUAGUUGGUCACCGAACUAAAGACUGUCCAAAGAAGCACUCGGGUGGUUCUUAUUCUAAAAGCUUGACAGUAUGCUUGAGAUGUGGGAAUUCUGGGCAUGAUAUGCUUUUUUGCAAAAAUGAUUAUCCGGAGGAAGAUCUCAAGGAAAUACAAUGCUAUGUUUGCAAGGAAUUCGGCCACUUAUGCUGUGUCGAUACAACUGAGGCUAUUCCAAAAGAGUUUUCUUGCUACAGAUGUGGUAAAAUGGGUCAUGUUGGUUGGGCAUGUUCAAGGUUGAAAAACGAGGCCACUGAUGCUGCCAGGUCUAGUUCGUGCUAUACAUGCGGGGAAAAAGGACAUUUUGCCAGAGAAUGCUCAAGUUCUGUUAAGGCAAGUUCAAGAUGGCAACCUGAGAUCACCGAUCCAGCCACACCUAGUUCAUGCUACAGGUGUGGCGAAGAAGGACAUUUUGCCCGAGAAUGCUCAAGUUCUGUUAAGGCAAGCAACAGGAAACAUAAAUUCUCAAGCACAGAAACACCACGAUCUCAGAAAGAGAACGACUACAUGGGAUAUACCUCUGAACCUUAUACAGAGGGAAGUGACAUUAAAACACCAAAGAAAUCAAAGCACAGAGGUGGUUGGAUGUCAGACCAUCCUAGUGAAUUCACUCCUUCCAAUUCCAAAAGGGAUAGUUGGAGGUCUCCAGUAACACCGUGUACUAAUAAUAAUAGUACUCCAAAUCAUUUUGUUAAUAAUGGUAGUCACAAUCUUGGAUCUAAAUCUUUUACACAGAACUUUUAUGAUGGAACUCCUAAUUCAGAAGGAUCAUCAGCCAGAACUUUUCAUCACGGGCACUCAGCUUCUAGGUUUGGCAACUCAAAUAGUAAUGGAUUUCAGAGAAGUUACAACGGAUGGUAG
This is a messenger RNA of Lathyrus sativus (Indian pea), 1950 nucleotides long. Lineage: Eukaryota; Viridiplantae; Streptophyta; Magnoliopsida; Fabales; Fabaceae. The record is from the annotation of a GenBank genome assembly.